AGAAGAACUGAGGAGUGAGGAUUCCAAUCGCUCCUCUUAUUCUUCUGCUACUUCUCUUGGUGGUUCCACUACAAGAACUACUACUGCUACUACUACUACUACCAUCACUUUGUGGACAAAAUUGCAUUCAUUCAGUCAGUCCGUCAGUCAGUCAUUCAUGUUUUCCUUGGCAUGUAAAUCUGGACUUUCAGCUGCGUGAUUUGAGUGUGCGGCAUAUCCCUUCAGUUCUGCUUCAUCAGGAGAAUGAGUGUUAUCUUUACAAACAAGAGAAAGCAGAAUGAUAUCUUUACCUUCAGAUAAUUGAAGAAAACCAUCAUCAAAUUGUGCUCGUCAUCGUGUUUAAUCGACAUUUAAUUCGUGUUCAUAAACAAAUGACUGUGAUCAUGACUUUAGUGACGUACAAUUGAAGUUGCGCUUGACAAAAGGUGUUUUUUUGCAAACGCGAUCAUCAAAGUGUGCGAUUUCCUUGUCAGUUGCAUCAAGUACCAUUUCACAAAAUAAGUUAAGCGAAACUCUAACAUUUUUUGAACAUAGGUUCAUCCACCUACAAAUACUUAAAACUCAUUCAAGAUGGGCAAGCAGAAUAGCAAAUUGAAGCCGGAAGUUCUUGAAGACUUGAAACACAAUACCGAAUUUUCCGACGCGGAGAUUCAGGAAUGGUACAAAGGAUUCCUGAAAGAUUGCCCUAAUGGACAGCUCAGUGUUGAGGAAUUUAAAAAGAUAUAUGGCAACUUUUUCCCAUAUGGAGAUGCCUCUAAAUUUGCCGAGCACGUCUUCAGAACCUUCGACGCCAAUAAUGAUGGUUCCAUCGACUUCCGCGAGUUCCUGUGCGCCCUCUCCGUCACUUCCAGAGGCAAGUUAGAACAAAAGCUGAAAUGGGCGUUCACUAUGUACGACUUGGAUGGAGAUGGGUUCAUCACCCGUCAAGAAAUGCUGGAGAUCGUCACAGCCAUUUACAAGAUGGUCGGUUCAGUUAUGAAGAUGCCCGAAGAUGAAUCGACGCCGGAAAAAAGGACAGAUAAGAUAUUUCGUCAAAUGGACAAGAACAUGGAUGGCAAGCUAUCAUUAGAGGAGUUCAUAGAAGGAGCCAAAAGUGAUCCUUCCAUUGUUCGUCUUCUUCAGUGCGAUCCUCAAUCCUCUCAUUAAUCACUUCCCCAAAAGAUAGAUCACCUUCGCUUCAUUGAUCUAGACUGAAACAAAUUCCAUUGUUAUGACGUCUAAUUGUAUUGGUAACGAGAAGGUAUCAUCGCUAUCCAGCUUGACAACUUCAGUGGUUUUAUCGUUAAAUGUAAAUCAUUCAUCUUCAGAUGAACUCUCAAUCAGCUUUUCGGAUUGCAUUGUUACGAAUUUUUCAAAAGCUAAAUGAAAAGGAGAGGAGUUUUGAUAGAAACUGAUGAAGGAACUGCGCCUUGCAUACAAUACUAAUGAAAGCAACACAUCAACCAAAGAUGACAGCUGAGCGGCAUAGUACCUUAGGGUAUGAUUCAAAAGAUCUUUUUUUUGUUUUGUUGAUAUUUUUGUGUUCGAAAUGUAAUCUUCUGCUUCAAUUUUUGAAGAUUUUUGAACCAUACCUCGUGAAUUGCUCACUAAUAGUCAUAA
Messenger RNA from Tigriopus californicus, 1599 nucleotides. RefSeq names its product neurocalcin homolog (gene Nca). NCBI's taxonomy places the organism in Eukaryota, Metazoa, Arthropoda, Copepoda, Harpacticoida, Harpacticidae. The transcript is spliced from 2 exons. Gene Ontology annotation, molecular function: calcium ion binding. The record is from RefSeq and is a predicted model, not a curated record. Bases 571 to 1146 code for a protein of 191 amino acids.